AUGGAGAACACUUUCGCCGCGACUCCACCACUGGAGUCGUUGAAAUACUUGCUGUCCCGGUUCCAGUCGCGCAGGAUGGGCCCGACCAGAAACCCCGGAGAGCGUAAGAUCUUAGUUCUUGACGUUUCUCGAGCGCAUUUUCAUCCGAAGUGCCGCCGUGAGCUGUACAUCAGGCUGCAGGAGGAGGACGCUCAGGCAGGCUUCGUGGGCAAGUUGCUGCGCACCCUGUACGGGACACGGGGUGCAGCAAACGCCUGGGACGAGUUUUCCAACGAUGCGAUCGUCAGGCGCGAGUACGAGGUGGGGCUGUCAUCACCUUGCCUGUACUACUGCGCUGCCGAAGACAGCACUGGGUGGCGCCAUGGGGACGAUCUAGUGCUUGAGGGGCCCGAUGAUUGGUCAGACCAUCUUGAAGAGGGCCUCCUGAGCGUGAUGAUCCUACAGAGACGUGCGAAGCUCGGCUGGGACAAGGCAGACGACAAGCACGUUACCACCUUGAACAGGUUGGUGGACUUGAACGAUGCGUCUCGGGUGAUUUCUCUGGAGCCUGCUCCACGCCAUGUUGAUUUACUUGGUGGCCUGGUUGGUUUCGACGGCCAGUCGAAGUUCGUGACGACACCAGCCGGCAAGCGGUUGGAGGACAUGCGCGAUGAGGAGCCCUUAGGCCGAGGGCAGGCGACAGUGUUCCGAUCCGCAAGAAUGAGGCUAGCCUACCUUGCUGCAGACGUCCCGGUGUACGGAUUCAGCGCAAACAGGUUGGCGAGGUUCAUGGCUAAGCCGACGGACCAGCCAGGCCGGAUCGACGUCUACACGGACAGCGACUGGGCUCAAUCCAGAUCGUACGAGCGUGUCUUGGUAGUCACCAUGCACGGCGCGCAUUGUCUGCGAGUGCAGGCUGCGACGCAGACGGCCCCUGCCUUGAGCUCUGGCGUGGCAGAGUUUGUUGCCCAGGUGAAGGGCGGCUCCACCGCCAUCGGCAUGAGGUCGAUGAUUCGAGACUCGGCGGUGUCCCUAGACCUGCACACGGACAGCACGGCAAGCAAAGGCAUUGCAUCUGGAGUGGGCUUGGGCACGGUCCGCCGUUUGGACACGGGCCUGCUCUGGCUACAACACCACGUCAAUCGCAAGGACCUCAGGGUCAAGAAGGUGCGCAAGGACGAGAACUUGGCGAACAUCGGGACGAAGGCCGUUUCCGUAACGGUGCAGGAGACCCUGAUGAACUUGAUGGGCUUCAAGGAAGUUGCAGGAAGACAUCCGAAGGCGCUGAAAGUGGCUGGAGAAAAAGUCGGGCCAGAAGCGGCUAGCACCGCGCUGGCUGACGAGCACGACUGA
Molecule: messenger RNA, 1332 nt
Organism: Prorocentrum cordatum
Lineage: Eukaryota; Dinophyceae; Prorocentrales; Prorocentraceae
Source: the annotation of a GenBank genome assembly